AUGGAGUUGGGCGGCUGGGAGGACGGCAGGGGGCGAAAGAGGGGCGGCCGUGGGACAGAGAGGCCUGGCCCAUGGCCUCCCGUGAUCGAGCCCUUCGUUCCCAGGAACACCGACCUCAACCCUCGGGAGCUCAAGUCCUGGGCUCGCCGCACCGGCUUCAACCCCAAUCUCUCCGGCGAGACCUCGCUCAGCAGCCUCAGCGAGCGAGAAGUUCACGAACGGAACGGCGAGCCCCUGCGCGAGGCUUUCCUGCUGGAUUCAGCGAGAAGGUCUCCGGCGGCAGCAAUGCCGGCCCCUCCCAGGCCGGGAAAGGAAAUCAAACCAAUGCUGGGUCGAGGGGCCGAGAUGGGUCCGCUGCCUGGCCGGGGAAAGGGGUUCCGGCGAGGGGGCGGCGAUGACGCCGAGACCCAGGAGCUAGCCGGAGAGAUUUGGAGGCCUGACAGGAGGAUUGGGGCUGAGCCCGUUGUGGGUUUGAGGGAAGAGGGCAGGGGCCUUCCGCCGAAGCCUGAAAUGGCCUCCCAGGUCGACGCGUCUCAGAACAACGGGAAUAGGGUUCUUCUCAAUGGGGGCUCGCGCUCUCCUGAGAAUACGGAGAACAACAAGGCGGAGCCGGGAAAGCCCCCGAUGGAUGAAGAAAAUGGCGGCGUGUUCUCAGAUUACGAAGAGCUCGGGGGUCCUCCUCCCACCCGACCGCCGCAAGGGCUCAAACGCGGGCUCACUGAGAAUCCCGGCUUCCGUCAGUAUAACAAGUUCCCCUCACCUCUCUGCCCAGUCGCAUUUCGCCCUUCGCUUAUCAUCUUUCCCAUCUUAUUUCUUUCCCGGUGCAUCUAUACUUGCAGCCUCCCUCGCCAUAUACGGCCUUCAGCACUACCUAUCUCUUGCGGGGUCGCUCGUGUUCAUACCUCUGAUAUUGGUGCCCGCCAUGGGAGGCACCGAUGUAAGCUUCCCGCCCGACGGGUUCGGUGGAAGCACGGCUACGGCGAUCACUCACCGCGACAUUGUUGUUCUGAUGAUGGCAGGAGCAAACAGCUGCUGUGAUUUCCACCAUGUUGCUGGUCUCUGGCCUCACCACCAUACUGCACUCCUUCUUCGGGACUCGGCUUCCUCUAGUUCAGGGGAGCUCCUUCGUCUACCUGGCUCCCGCUCUGGUCAUCGCAAACUCCGAGGAAUUCCGCAAUCUCAGCCAAAAUGUGAGCUCCCUGCCAUCAUCAGAACCAUGAAUGUGCCUCACUCAACUCAUCGUGCUGAUCUAAUUUCAUCUGCAGAAAUUCAAGCACAUUAUGAGAGAGUUGCAGGGGGGCAUCAUUGUCGGCUCGCUCUGCCAGACCAUACUGGGAUACAGUGGCCUGAUGUCCCUUCUCUUGAGGUAUUCAACCAUGGCUCUGGUCUGUGUUCUUCUCCAGUCUGUGGUGCAUGGUAUCCCAGGUUGUGCACUGUUUCCUUCAUUCUUGUUUUUUCUGCGCUUUCCACGGACGGGUGAAUGUGACCAGCGGGGCCGUAAUAUUUUAUUUAUUUCCUGCACUUUUACCUGCAUCAGCCCAGUUCUCUAUACGUCUCAUAGUCUGCAGUUGUGUGACUAUUCCGCAUUAAUUGGCUAAAGUUCCUGGCUUUUGUGCCCACCCCGCUGCUUUUAAAAAAAAAAACCUUUUUUUUUUCAAAGCAGCGCUAGAGAUUUUCAAAUGUUUCAGUGAUGCUCGAGUAGGUGUAGUUAUGUUGAGUGAUCUUCCGUGGAGCCCAAUGGAGGGUCACUACAAAACCAUGCUGCAGGUGCAUAAACCCAGUGGUGGUCGCCCCGACUGUUGCGGCCGUUGGGUUGGGAUACUUUAGCUAUGGCUUCCCCCAAGCCGGGAACUGUGUCGAGAUCAGCAUUCCUCAAGUGCUGCUGGUUCUCAUCUUCACUCUGGUAAAUCACUUGCCUGAAGCUGUUCCAGGUUAUCUUAUCUGCUGCAUCCCCUUCCCUCCGAUUCUAUCUAUCCACCGAUCUGCUGCUGAGAAGAAGAAGGGCUCUCUUCACGAUUCUCAUUCUUCAUGGCGCAUUGAUUUAUCUCACUGUCGGACGAGCUAUUCACUGACGAUCUGUGCCCGGCGCAGUACCUCCGCAAGGUUUCCGUUCGUGGGCAUCGCGUCUUCCUGGUGUUUGCGGUGCGGUGCUCCUCUGGCCCUCUCCACUCUUCAUUGUUCAGAAUUCAGUCUAUGGCGACCAGUUUUUACAGAUGGGCACCACCUGCAUCAUCUCUCCUCCUGAUUGGGAAUCUCCCUUCUUUCACUUCGAUUGAAUCUCCCUUCAGGUCCCGUUGAGCGUGGCGAUCGUCUGGGCCUACGCCUUCUUCCUGACCGCCGGAGGAGCCUACCACCACGACGGGUGCAACCCGGGCGUGCCCACGUCGAACAUCCUGCUGGACUCGUGCAGGAACCAAGCGCUCGCCAUGAGGAGCUGCCGGACCGACGUCUCCGGCGCCCUGCACGCCGCAGCGUGGGUCCGGGUGCCCUACCCACUGCAGUGGGGGAUGCCCUCCUUCAGCUUCAAGACCUCCUUCAUCAUGUUCUUCGUGGCGCUGGUGGCCUCGGUGGACUCGGUACGCCUGCCUCCAAGAUCCCUGAUUUCCUCGCCGGCGUUCCUGUUCCGCCGCCGGGAGAGGCCUCUGAGGUUUUCCAGUCCGGUUUUGCAGGUGGGUUCCUACCACGCCGCAUCUGUGCUGAUCGGCUCGAGCCCGCUGACCCCGGGGAUCGUGAGCAGAGGAAUCGGGCUAGAGGGCUGCUCGAGCAUACUCGCCGGUCUGUGGGGAACGGGAACCGGGUCGACGACCUUGACGGAGAACAUCCACACGAUCGACGCGACGAGGAUGGCGAGCCGGAGGGCGCUGGAAGUCGGUGCCGUCUUCCUGAUCCUCUUCUCGUUUGUGGGUACGACGGAUCUCCGCUAUCUCCUCCUUCCUGCUCGCAGAAUUUCAGAACAUUCAUUGAUUGAAAUCUCUCUUCUUUUCUUCCCUGGCUGGUGGGGCAGGGAAGGUGGGUGCCCUCCUGGCGUCGAUCCCUCCGGCCCUGGCUGCCGCUGCCCUGUGCUUUACGUGGGCUUUGAUCGCGGCGCUGGGCCUGUCGACGCUCAGAUACACCCAGGCCGCGAGCUCCAGGAACAUGAUAAUCGUAGGGUUCACCCUGUUCAUCUCCCUCUCCGUCCCUUCAUAUUUGCAGCAGUACCAGCCCAUCUCCCGCCUCAUCCUUCCCGGCUACCUCCUCCCCUACGCGGCGGCUUCAAACGGCCCCGUCCGCCUCGGCAGCCACUCGGUGAGUACUCUCUCUCUCUCUCUCUCUCUCUCGCUACAGAUCACUCAAAGCGGCUUCUUCCUCCGAUCCGGUUCUGCAGCUGAGUUACGCGCUGAACGGGGUGCUGUCGCUGAACGCGGUGGUGGCGCUGCUGGUGGCGUUCUUGCUGGACAACACGGUGCCGGGGAGCCGGCAGGAGCGGGGGGUCUACGUCUGGUUGGAUCGAGCGGCGCUGCCGCCGCUGCAAGUGGGGGACCAGCGGCGGUCGUCGCUCUCCGAGUACGCGCUGCCGCCGAGCAUCGCCAAGCUCUUUAGCUGGGUCAAGUGGGUCGGGUCUUGA
Molecule: messenger RNA, 3604 nt
Organism: Spirodela intermedia
Lineage: Eukaryota; Viridiplantae; Streptophyta; Magnoliopsida; Alismatales; Araceae
Source: the annotation of a GenBank genome assembly